AUGCCGGCUCGGGGGAAGGAGCCCGACCCGCUUCCCUCCCGGCCUCCAGGCUCCUCCUGCCCCAGUCAGGCGGAGCGGGAGCCCGGCUGCUCCCUUCCAGAUGCUGCUCCAGAGCGAGGUCCGACUCCUUCCCUGCCAGAGCCGGCCGGUUGUGCAACCCUGCUCGCAGCCAGGGAAAAUCCCUUCCUGGCCUCCGCAAGCUCCUCUUGCAUCCUGGAGCAUGUGAGUGGGAUCUGCUGGCUGCAGCAGGGGAAGGAGGCCAAGUGCACCAUGAUCCUGAAGACGGGAGUGACGUGGGAGGAAUGCUGUGCCAAUGGCAACGUGGACGUGGCCUGGUCUAAUUACACCUACCCGGGCAACAAGAUCAGCCUGCUGGGCUUCCUGGGGCUGGUGACCUGCCACCCCUGCAAAGAGAGCUGCGAGGGGGUGGUGUGCGGCCCCGACAAGGUCUGCAAGAUGAAGCACGGGCGUCCCCAGUGCGCCUGUGCCCCAGACUGCUCCAGCCUGCCCCGCAAGCUGCAGGUCUGCGGCUCCGACGGCUACACCUACCGAGACGAGUGUGACCUGCUGACGGCCAAGUGCAGAGACCACCCCGACCUCGAAGUGAUGUACCAGGGCAAAUGCAAAAAGUCCUGCUCCAGUGUGGUGUGCCCUGGCACCCACACCUGCGUGGUGGACCAGACGGGCAGCGCCCACUGCGUGAUGUGCCGGACGGCUCCCUGCCCCGAGCCCACCAGCCUGGACCAUGCCCUCUGCGGCAACAACAAUGUCACCUACCCCUCGGCGUGCCACCUCCGGCGGGCCACCUGCCACCGCGGCCGCUCCAUCGGCGUGCGUCACUACGGGAGCUGCUCGGCUGUGGCCAAAUUCUCCCCGGAGACGGACAACGCGGAAGAGAACUACGUGUGA
Haliaeetus leucocephalus (bald eagle) is the source of this 909-nucleotide messenger RNA. RefSeq names its product follistatin-like 3 (secreted glycoprotein) (gene FSTL3). Lineage: Eukaryota; Metazoa; Chordata; Aves; Accipitriformes; Accipitridae. The transcript has 5 exons. The record is from RefSeq and is a predicted model, not a curated record. Gene Ontology annotation, biological process: negative regulation of activin receptor signaling pathway; multicellular organism development; cell differentiation. The coding region runs from base 1 to 909 and encodes 302 amino acids. Gene Ontology annotation, molecular function: activin binding; protein binding.